Molecule: messenger RNA, 2004 nt
Organism: Fusarium coffeatum
Lineage: Eukaryota; Fungi; Ascomycota; Sordariomycetes; Hypocreales; Nectriaceae
Exons: 1
Coding region: 1-2004 (667 amino acids)
Biological process (GO): protein dephosphorylation
Molecular function (GO): protein serine/threonine phosphatase activity; cation binding
Source: RefSeq, a predicted model, not a curated record
AUGGCACCCUUUUCUCGCGCCGCUGUCGAUUCAACAGUUACCCCUGCACUUCAGCUCCUUAGGAUUACAUCUCGACCUUCCACAGUCUUGAACCGCCUUGCGUUUCGCUCGCGCACCGACGCGCAGAAUGGGACAUUGAAUACACUUGGAUUCACCUACGGUCCUGGAUUUUCAACAGGAUAUACGACAUGCGCGACAUGGUCCGACAAAUCGCAACAGUCUCGGCUUACACGUCCGAAGUCGCAACCCAGCCAAACAUCCCUGUCGACACUCGAAACACAUAAUCGACGAGACUUUCAUACCUACUUUGUGACGCAUUUACCGUCAUCUUCUGUUCAUCCCGAUUCUCGCCCGAGAGGACCCGGCCACAAACUCCCUCGAGAUGCUGCAACCCCUCACAUUCCAAGUGCUGGGCCCGUCCCCGCUGUCGCCCCGCCUUAUAUCCCGUCAACCCGAGACUUGACGGUAGUAAGGAUUCCAAUGCGGAGGGCAAAGCAUCAUCUCGGAGUCGCGACAGAUCGAGGAAGUCGUCCUUAUAAUGAAGAUAGAGAACAGGCCGGCACAAUCAGUCUCCCGGCCUUUGCAAAGAGAGCGCCAAGGAGCGUAAAGCACAACCCGGGAGAAGCCACGGCAGCGGAUAGUGCUUGGGGAGACCCUCAGAUCUUUUAUUUUGGCGUUUUUGAUGGGCAUGGCGGCAGUGAAUGUGCUGAAUUCAUCAGGGACGAGUUGCCCGGGUAUAUCGAGAAGGCAUCGGAAGAGUUCGGACUGCAGAGCAGUUUGCGCAAGAAGAAGCCAGGCCGUGAGGGUAUACAUAGCCACCACCAUGACCACAAGCACAAGCACGCUCGCGCAACCCAGUCAGCGCAACCCACCAAGGGUCCUUCGACGAAACGCGAGGCUCUUGAUGCAGUUCCCAUGAAAGGACCAGAAGAGGUCAAGAAUGAAAUGAAUGUGCCUGAGACGAACGAGGGCGGCAUUCCUGAAAAGCCAGUGCAUGGAGAGCGAAUACACAGCGCAACUUCACCACCUGCUGAAGUCUCAGACCUUUCAAAAGCAAUUCGUAUGGAAAAGAGCUUGGUCAAGGAAUACAGAGACACUAUCGGUGGUUAUUUCAGGCGAUUUCACCCUGAAUACUUUGUCCUCUCACGGGAUGAGAAUCCAGGAGACGGACGCAAGAUCACGAUUGAAUCGGUACUUGCGUAUGCAUUCUUACGGGCAGAUCUCGAUUUUGUGUCCGCUCAGGCGCGGAAGGUUGAUCCUGAGGAUGCGAAAGGAGCCGACGACACCCCUGUUAACAACGACGAGGUCUUUGGCCAUCCGUCUACACCCUCCGGCCAUGGAAUUGGGGGUCCUGAGCGAUUCAAGGGGGGUUCCACAGCCUCAGUAGCCCUUAUCUCUACACCAACGCCUGCCCCUUUUUGGCACCCGGCAGCCCAGAGCACAUUACUAUGUGCCCAUGUCGGAGAUAGUCGCAUUCUUCUUUGCGACACUGCUACCGGUUUAGCUCAGCCCUUGACAUCCGACCACCACCCCAGUAGCCCGACUGAGAGUCGCCGGUUACGACGAUAUGCACCUGCCGGGUCAAUGGUUUCCGGCGAUAGCUUCGGCGAGGAACGCAUUGCUGGUCUGGCCAACAGCCGUGCAUUUGGAGACAUGAAGAGCAAGCGCAUUGGUGUCUCAGCUGAACCAGAGCUUACACGGGUCGAGAUGGGUCCUGCCCAAUACUCAUUCCUUGUUCUAAUGACGGACGGUAUUUCUGGAACCCUGAGUGAUCAGGAAAUUGUAGACGUUGUUAAAGAGGCCCGUACGCCUGAAGAUGGAGCCCGCAACAUCGUCAAAUAUGCCACUGAGGUUUCUUCUGACGGCGAUAACGCAACGUGCCAAGUGGUACGUCUGGGUGGCUGGGAGCGUCGAUCUGAAGGUGGAUUAGGCAGUUUAGGAACCAAGGAGAUCCGUGAUGCUCGCAUUGCGGAGGCUCAAGAUCCGCGACGAGGAAAAAGGUAA